This is a messenger RNA of Dichotomopilus funicola, 2157 nucleotides long. RefSeq lists its product as uncharacterized. Gene Ontology annotation, molecular function: ABC-type transporter activity; ATP binding; ATP hydrolysis activity. Gene Ontology annotation, cellular component: mitochondrial inner membrane. Bases 1 to 2157 code for a protein of 718 amino acids. NCBI's taxonomy places the organism in Eukaryota, Fungi, Ascomycota, Sordariomycetes, Sordariales, Chaetomiaceae. The record is from RefSeq and is a predicted model, not a curated record. The transcript has a single exon. Gene Ontology annotation, biological process: transmembrane transport; intracellular iron ion homeostasis.
AUGGCUCCUCAACCCCGACUCAUAAUGGCGAAAAGCCUCCAUGGGGCCAAAGUCGCGCCUUUUGUCCGAAACCACAUGUUCCUCUCCGUCCCUUGCCUGUCCCGAUCUCGAUGGGCAACACGAACCGCGAUAGCCUCAACCACCCCCCUCCGAGCCAUAUUCCACACGACCGCGCCGCGUAACUAUGGCCCGCGAACGCCCCCGACCCCCGACCUCCCGCCCCAGCAGCAGCAACAGCAGCCCGUAACGGGCACCUCCCCACUCGCCAAGACGCAUCGGCCAGCACCACCAGACCCCCUCGCAACGCUCGAUAAGAGCGCACAAGAACAACGCAAGGCCGAUUGGGCAAUCAUGAAGGAGAUGUCGCGCUACCUGUGGCCAAAAGACAGCUGGGGGGACAAGCUACGCGUGUCGCUGGCUAUCGCCCUGCUGGUGGGUGGGAAAGUCCUCAACGUGCAGGUGCCAUUUUACUUUCGAGAAAUUGUUGACUCGCUAAACGUUGAUGUGGCCGGAAUGGGUGGGACAGUGGCUACUGUAGCGGGAACUAUGAUCUUUGCGUAUGGCGCUGCGCGUAUCGGAGCUGUUGUGUCUCAGGAGCUGAGGAACGCCGUGUUCUCGUCCGUGGCGCAAAAGGCGAUUCGAAGGGUUGCGACCAAAACGUUUGGGCAUUUGUUGAACCUGGAUCUGAAUUUCCAUCUGUCGAAACAAACGGGCGGGUUGACGAGAGCGAUCGACCGCGGAACGAAGGGAAUCAGCUUCUUGCUAACGAGCAUGGUGUUCCACAUUGUGCCCACCGCGUUAGAGAUCAGCAUGGUGUGUGGCAUCCUGACCUACCAGUUUGGGUGGGAGUUUGCUGCGAUCACAGCCUCCACCAUGGCGGCGUACACGGCGUUUACGAUCUUCACGACGGCGUGGCGGACCAAGUUCCGACGCCAGGCUAACGGGGCCGACAACAAGGCGUCUACCGUAGCCGUGGACUCGCUCAUCAACUACGAGGCAGUCAAAUACUUCAACAACGAAAAGUACGAAAUUGGGCGGUACGAUAAAGCGCUACAGCAGUAUGAGAAGAGCUCCAUCAAGGUAGCCACCUCGUUGGCCUUCCUCAACAGCGGGCAGAACAUCAUCUUCUCGUCUGCCCUCACAACGAUGAUGUGGCUCGGCGCCAACGGCAUCGUCGCCGGGACGCUCUCCGUCGGUGACCUAGUGCUCAUCAACCAGCUAGUCUUCCAGCUCUCCGUCCCGCUCAACUUCCUCGGCUCCGUCUACCGCGAGCUGCGCCAGUCCCUCCUCGACAUGGAGACCCUCUUCAACCUCCAAAAGGUCAACGUCUCCAUCAAAGAAAACCCCAACGCCCCAGCCCUAACCCUCCCCAGAGGUGGCGAAAUCCGUUUCGAGAACGUCAGCUUCGGCUACUACCCAGACCGACCCAUCCUCAACAACCUCUCCGUCACCAUCCCCGCCGGAAAAAAGGUUGCCGUCGUCGGGCCCUCAGGCUGCGGCAAAUCCACUCUCCUCCGCUUGCUCUUCCGCUCCUACGAUCCCCAAUCUGGCCGCAUCUUCAUCGACGACCAAAACAUCCGCGACGUCACACUCGACUCGCUCCGCCGGUCCAUCGGCGUGGUCCCGCAGGACACCCCGCUCUUCAACGACACCGUCGAGCUCAACAUCCGCUACGGCAACCUCGAUGCGCCGCCCGAAAAAGUCCGUGAUGCGGCCCGGCGCGCGCAUAUUCACGAUAAGAUUGAGUCCUGGCCGCAUGGGUACGAGACCAAGGUCGGUGAGCGCGGGCUGAUGAUUUCGGGGGGUGAGAAGCAGCGGCUGGCUGUGUCGCGGCUUAUUCUCAAGGACCCGCCACUGUUGUUCUUUGAUGAGGCCACUAGUGCGCUGGACACACAUACCGAGCAGGCCCUGAUGGCGAACAUCAACGAGGUGCUCAAGGAGAAGCGCCGGACGAGCUUGUUCGUGGCGCACCGACUGCGAACUAUUUAUGACGCGGACGUGAUUAUUGUGUUGAAAGAGGGUAAAGUAGUGGAAAUGGGGAGUCACCGGGAGUUGAUGGAGCUCAAUGGGCUCUACGCAGAACUAUGGAUGGCACAGGAAAUGUUGAUGCAGGAUCGGGAGCCGGUGCUGGAGAAGGGAUUAGACAAGGUACUAUAA